Monodelphis domestica (gray short-tailed opossum) is the source of this 1316-nucleotide messenger RNA. RefSeq names its product microfibrillar-associated protein 1. Lineage: Eukaryota; Metazoa; Chordata; Mammalia; Didelphimorphia; Didelphidae. The record is from RefSeq and is a predicted model, not a curated record.
AUGUCUGUCCCAAGCACCCUCAUGAAGCAGCCCCCCAUUAAUUCCACAGCUGGGGCCAUCCAGGUUCACAAUGAGAAAGGGGAGAUUUCAAUGGAGAAAGUGAAGGUGAAACGUUAUGUAUCUGGAAAGAGGCCAGACUAUGCACCUAUGGCCUCCUCUGAUGAGGAGGAUGAAGAAUUUCAGUUCAUCAAGAAAGCCAAUGAUCAAGAAGUAGAGCCUGAGGAACAGGGAGAGGAUUCACCUAGUGAUCCCAGGCUUCGACGUUUGCAGAACCGCAUUAAUGAAGAUGUUGAAGAAAGGUUGGCUCGGCAUCGCAAAAUAGUAGAACCUGAAGUAGUGGGAGAAAGCCAUUCUGAAGUAGCAGAUGUGAGGCAAUUGGAGAGAGAGGAUGGUAGAGAGGAAAAAAUUGACGAGGAGGAUAUUGAGUGGCGACAUCGUAUGAUGCGUCAGCGAGCACAGGAGAGGAAAAAUGAGGAGACGGAGCUCAUGGAAGUGGAAGAUGAAGGGCAUUCUGGUGAGGAAUCUGAAUCAGAGUCUGAGUAUGAAGAAUAUACAGACAGCCAGGAUGAAAUGGAACCCCGACUCAAGCCUGUUUUCAUCCGAAAGAAAGACCGUGUCACAGUUCAAGAGCGUGAGGCAGAAGCACGGAAACAGAAGGAAUUGGAGCAAGAGGCAAAACGUCUGGCUGAGGAGAGGCGCAAGUAUACACUCAAGAUUGUGGAAGAGGAGACAAAGAAGGAACUGGAGAAAAACAAGUGCUCCUUGGCUGCCCUAGAUGCACUCAACACAGAUGAUGAGAAUCAGGAGGAGGAAUAUGAGGCCUGGAAAGUUCGGGAGCUGAAAAGAAUCAAACGGGACAGAGAGGAUCGAGAAGCGAUGGAGAAGGAGAGAACAGAGAUUGAACACAUGCGAAACCUGACAGAAGAGGAAAGACAAGCUGAACUCCGAGCAAAUGGCAAAAUUAUUACCAACAAAGCUGUGAAGGGCAAAUACAAAUUCUUGCAGAAGUACUAUCACCGGGGAGCUUUUUUCAUGGAUGAAGAUGAAGAAGUUUACAAGAGAGACUUCAGUGCUCCCACCCUGGAAGAUCACUUCAAUAAAACUAUUCUUCCCAAAGUUUUGCAGGUCAAGAACUUUGGGCGAUCAGGAAGGACCAAAUACACCCACCUUGUGGAUCAAGACACCACUUCCUUUGAUUCAGCUUGGAGUCAGGACAGUGCCCAGAAUACCAAGUUCUUCAAGCAAAAAGCUGCUGGGGUACAAGAUGUAUUUGAGAGGCCAUCUGUUAAGAAAAGGAAAACUACCUAGGAUUCAAC